UCUAUGCGUUAUGGUUGCGGCGGUGUCCUCAGUGAUGGUGUCUGUACAGCCUGGAAGAUACCUCACUGGCUGUAUAAAGUGUAUUAACCCGAAAGAUAUCCUGAAUCUGUACAGCGAGUGCGGAAUAGGAAUAGUUACUCUCUUGACGUUUAACUGUAAUUCUAACUCUAUAACAUUUUCUGCACCUGGAGUCCUCUUCAACCCGAGAACAUGCUGCAUGAUUCUGCUAGGAGAUCAGAAGAAUAAAUACUGUGUGUAUAAGACCGGUCAUGCCGACCCUAACAUUCAAGAUGUCCCUACAGAUUUCAAAGUUCUAGAUCGGGUUCUCCUCUUCAACAUCACCAUGAACCACAGCUUGCUGGGUCUGGACAUUGCUGUGAGGGUUCACUACUCUGUGGGUGCUGUGACCUGGGUGGGGGCCGAGGAGCCUCUCCCCAAUGGAUGCCGCCUGAUGGAUGACAAUAGGACGCUGAUUAUCUCCAAUAUGAAGAGAGACGGUGCCGAGAGGAGGUUCCAGGUCAGGAUCACAAUCCCGGUCAUUGAGGACACCUGGCACUGCCAGCUGGCGAUCAGAGUUUCAGAUCCGGUUCUCCUCUUCAACAUCACCUGUAACAGCAGCCGGCUGGGCGAGGACAUGGAUAUGAAUGUCCUCUUGUCUGAGGAAGAUAAAAAUGUGACCUGGGAGCCUCUCCCCAAAGAAAAUCGGUCGAUGGAUGACAAUGGGACGCUGAGAGAUGACGCCAAGAGAAGAUUCGGGGUUGAGAUCACGAUCCCGAUUCCUAAAGAGAAUAGAGAAAAUGAAGGCACCUCUGUCGGCAUCAUUGUCGGCAUCAUUGUCGGCAUCGUUGUCGGUAUUUUUGCUGUCGUCGCCCUAGUAGUGAUGGUGAUAGUGGGGAUUAUCUGCAUGAAACGUCGGAAACGUUCAAGAAAUCGGAUCCCAGAAACUGCAACUCAAGAUGAUGUGCUGUAUAGAUCUUUGCCCACCGUACCACCCCAGGAUGGAUCCGUGCCCACUGUCGCAGAGAAUAAUGAAUUUGUCGCUAUAGUACCCAACGGGUCAGCGCCUGCUGUUGCCCUGGGUAAUGGGUCAGCGCCUGCUGUUGCCCUGGGUAACGGGUCAGCGCCUGCUGUUGCCCUGGGUAAUGGGUCAGCGCCUGCUGUUGCCCUGGGUAACGGGUCAGCGCCUGCUGUUGCCCAGGCUAACGGGUCAGCGCCUGCUGUUGCCCAGGCUAACGGGUCGGUACCCACUGUCGCACCCAAAAUGGAUCUAAAAAAACAUUAUUCAGACUGGAGUUGCUGUCGGUCACAAAUCUAUGCAUGAGGCAGACUGCCCUGUAGCCAACAGAUCAUGCGAUUCAGUCACUGGAAGGAUCGGGAGAUCGAUAUCUUGCACUGUGUACAAUGUGAAGCUUUAUACUAAUGGUUGUCAACUUGAACUAAAAAACUCAUCUGUGUUCCUAACACUUCCAGAGGGCUGCACCGUAGCAGCACAUUUUCAUGCAUUGAGGUGCAUUACAUCAAAUUGGCAGCUAGAACCCACCUCCGUGCCCCAAAAACGUUUGGUUCUGCUGCAUUUUUUUAUUUAUUUUUUUGCAAUGUAUCGCAAUUUACACUGAUGAAGUUGGGAGUACAAUACUCCGGCAUUGGUGUCAGUGUGUGCAAUAAUGACCUCAGUCAGUGAAUGCAAUGGCUCCCAGCAUUGGUGUCGGUGGAUGCAAUAACCGUCCCCUCCUCCUCCCAUGCCAAGACAUUCUGCAUUUCAUUGAGAUGGAAAGGCCCACACCCCCCUUUCUAUCUAAUUGUGGCUCCAUAAGGUGGAAGACGUAAACUCAUUGGAAGACCCGGUGCUUUUUGCCCAGAAUAGACGGGGGCGAUGCUCUUAAGACGGGUCCACUGGAAUGUGUGUGUUCUGUGAAGUACAAGACUUUUUGUUUUUAUAACGGGUUCUGGAAACUGACUUUCCUUUUUUUAUUUUUUUAAUAAUUUUUUUUUCUUUUC
This is a messenger RNA of Rana temporaria (common frog), 1998 nucleotides long. RefSeq lists its product as uncharacterized. NCBI's taxonomy places the organism in Eukaryota, Metazoa, Chordata, Amphibia, Anura, Ranidae. The record is from RefSeq and is a predicted model, not a curated record. The transcript is spliced from 5 exons. Bases 11 to 1321 code for a protein of 436 amino acids.